AUGUCUCUGGUCUCAUUUGCUUCAAGUAAGUCAAUUCCCUCUGACACUCGUUUAAACUCUAAUUUAAAGCAACUAUCUUCCUCUCUACCUCAACCCUCUUCUACCUAUACAAACUCUAAAACCAUAACAUCCACUUCAAAUCCAUCUGAACCUAAUAAUUCUAACCCACCACCCCCUCCCCUCCAACAAUUUAAUCUCACCACCACAACACUCCCCAUCUCUGAAGCUUUACUUCUAAAUGAACCCAUCUCACCUCCAUCUUCAACUCCCUCAUCUCCACCUUACUAUGACAUAUCCUCUGACUUUGACCAGCUAGAAACCACUGAUCUUCCAUCUCCAACACUAGCUCAACUCCAAGCCAACGUACUAUCUGAACAAAACCCAUCUGAGCCUGAAACCUCAAUACCUUCCCCAUCUGAACAUCCCACUGAGCAACAAUUUGAACCUCAAACAGUCUCACCAUCUGAACUUCCCAUUGAACCCACUUCUGAAUCCCCCAUGACACAAACCUCUGACCCUCCCACUGAAACCAACCCCACCUCACCAGAAACCAUCAAUCUAGCUUCUGACCCUGAACCAACCUUUCCCACCCUAGAAGAGUCCGUUGCUUUAUUGUUUGAGUCUUCAGUUGUGAAGCUCAGAUCACUGUCUAAGAAUUCCAAACUAAUCAGAAAUGACCACAUCAAAGAAGCUGAGGAGAGGCUAAAGGCUCGUCUGGCCAGAGAAUCUGAAGAGAAAGCUCGUCAGGAAGCUAACGAAAAGGCAAGACUGGAAGCUGAAGAGAGAGCAAGGAAAGAAGCAGAAGAAAAGAUUGCCGCUGAGGCUGCUUCUACUGAAGUUAAAGCUAAAGCCAAGGCUGACGCCGAAGAAGCAGCACGCAUUGCUGCGGAAGAAUCUGCCAAGGCAAAUGAAGUGGAUCUGACUCAAGGGGAGACAUCUAACUCUGGUCUUGCUCCAUUUGUGCUGAAGACUCUGGAGGAACUCCAGAAAGAACAACAAAUCCUACGAGCCAGAUUGGAUCAACAAGACUUUAUCAACCCAAGUAUUCAGAAUCUCUUGAAUUAUCCCUUAGGCACAUUAGGAUUUCUGCUCUAUUUUUCUCUUAUGUUAUUCUAA
Messenger RNA from Lathyrus oleraceus (garden pea), 1116 nucleotides. RefSeq names its product eukaryotic translation initiation factor 4 gamma-like. The coding region runs from base 1 to 1116 and encodes 371 amino acids. The record is from RefSeq and is a predicted model, not a curated record. The transcript has 2 exons. NCBI's taxonomy places the organism in Eukaryota, Viridiplantae, Streptophyta, Magnoliopsida, Fabales, Fabaceae.